GUUCAGUACAAAGCUGCACAUCAAACUUAAAUUCUAAGUCUAAAGAGUAAAGAGCGAGAAAAGAUGAAAACUGUACGAAGGGAUGCCCUUAGGCCAGGAGAUCACAUCUUUUCUGAUAGGAAGUCACGUCUUUACUUUCACCAUGGCAUAUAUGUGGGGGAUGACAUGGUGAUUCACCUGAUGGGACCAAGCAAGACUUACGCCAGGCCACCAUGCAAAAAAUGUGGGUUCAAGCCACAGACUGGAAUCUUCAAAACCUGCCUCGAUUGCUUCCUGGAAGGUCACUCACUGUACCGCUAUGAAUAUGAUGUCUCCUACUUGAAGUUGGUUUUUAAACGCCGUGGUUCUUGCAGCACUUGGGAUUGCAAACCGGCAAAUGAAGUUGUCGAGACAGCUCAUCGUCUGCUCCAAGACAAGAGCUUCGGCACCUACAAUUUUUUUCUUAACAAUUGUGAGGACUUUGCAGUGUAUUGCAAAACGGGUGUGGCCAUGAGCAAUCAAACAGCAGGCUUAUUUGGAUUUAACUUGGUUGGUGCUGUUGGCUAUGCAGUUACAAAAGGGAUCUAUGAAACCGUGGCCAAUUAAGAAGAACUCGGAACUUAUCACCACCAUAAUUAUCAUAUAAUUCAAAAGCUCAACAAAUUAACUGACAAAAUUUAAAGGACCAAACUAUAUACGUUAUAAAUAUGGUUUAGAAACACUUCUAUGGAAUUACUCUCUCUAUGUCUAGAGAGUGUUCUAGUUGCAUAUAUUUAUAAUGAUAAUAUAUGUACAAUAGAAAAAAAUAAAUGAUAAAUAAUAUAGUCAAGAUUAUGGCUACAGAUUAGACAAUAUAUCAGCUAAUAUUACAUAAAUUAUUGCACAGAAUCUGUGAUUGGAUGUAAUCAUUAUUAUUCCCCCUCAAGUUGAUGUGUGAGAGGGAAAGAACACCCAACUUGCCACGCAAUAUCUGAAAAUAAUUUUACGGAAGAGCAUUGGUGAAUAUAUCAAUAAGUUAAUGAGAAGAACGCACAAAACAAGUAACCAAAGAGCCUUGAGCAACUUUUUCAUGAACAAAGUGGUAGUCGAUCUCAAUGUGUUUCGUUCGUGCAUGAAACACUAAAUUAUAAGACAUAUAAAGGGCAUUGGUAUUGUCACAAUAUAAAAUAGAUGGUUAAGACACGUGAACACUAAGAUCACACAUGAGAGAGGCAAGCCAAGUGAAUUUUGCUGCUGUUGAAGCAAUAGCUUUGUACUCAGCCUCUGCAUUGGAUCUUGCAACAGUUUGUUGUUUCUUAACUUCCCAAGA
Molecule: messenger RNA, 1288 nt
Organism: Durio zibethinus
Lineage: Eukaryota; Viridiplantae; Streptophyta; Magnoliopsida; Malvales; Malvaceae
Product: protein LEAD-SENSITIVE 1-like
Source: RefSeq, a predicted model, not a curated record